Molecule: messenger RNA, 3101 nt
Organism: Oreochromis aureus
Lineage: Eukaryota; Metazoa; Chordata; Actinopteri; Cichliformes; Cichlidae
Gene: myoc
Product: myocilin
Exons: 5
Coding region: 1099-2547 (482 amino acids)
Biological process (GO): osteoblast differentiation; signal transduction
Cellular component (GO): Golgi apparatus
Source: RefSeq, a predicted model, not a curated record
GACGAUUUAGGCAUCAGAGUGACCUGCCAGGUCAAGAACUGCGAACAUAGAAAAGUAAGGAGGCAUGAGAAUAAGAGGAGUAGGAAAGGAGCCAGGAGAGAUUCAAGAAACGCAAACAAAGGCAGGAUAUGAAGGUAAGCUGAGAGCUGUAAAGAUUAGUUUAGACUGGAAAGUAUGUUUAUCUGCACCUGGAGUGUUUCUCUUUCAGAUCUUUUAUUCUGGCUCUCCAAAGUGAUCCUUGUAUCUGAUAACUGUAGGAGUGAGUCACUACAGGCGCUACAGGCAGUGUGUCAGAAAAGACAGAAACAAAUCCACUCAGGCAACAAGUGACAGGAGGAGUGCUGGGAAAUUUCACUCACGGGGAUCAACGUCAGGUAUCCAGUUGUCAAAGGACUUAUAACCUUCGACCACUCGUGAUGACGGCUCUUUCUGGCCGAUUGCAUCACCCCGUCCCCCCCUUCCAAUAUGAAAGGGAACACUGUCUUCUCAGAAGGUAAUUGUAUCCAACAAGGACAAGCUUUCCCCUCUAUUAUUGACCAAAAUGUCAAGCAAAUCUCCUUAGACACACAGGAUGAGGCAUAUUAUUGGAGGCUUUUACACAAUAAAAGGUAUAAUUAAAACAGUAAUUAAAAAUAAUGAAAAGACAGCAAGCUGUAACGUCUGAUUCCUAAAUCUGUAAGCAUAAACAGCUUGUGCACAAAUGAGACUUUUUUUUCUCAAAACAACCAGUAUUUCUUUACUUUCUUUUUCUUCCCUCCCUUCUCUUCCUCCCUUCUCCACACCUCUCCUCUCAUCUCCUUUUCAAUUCCCUCCUUUCGUCCCCUCCAGAAUGUAUAAAUAUCUCUGAGCUGUCGGGGGAGAGCUCAGUGUUGCAGACCUGUUUAUAGAGGAGAGACAGAGGAGAGAGCAAGAGUGGGAGGAGAGGGGCAAGACUGCAGAAAUAGAGGAAAUACCUGAGGGAAGACUUAAAAAAACAAGAAGAAAGCCAUCAGUUGAAAUUAGGAGUUAGUAAAGGUUUAGAGGAUAAUUCCACAAUAAAUCCAAGAGUGGGCAAAAGAAAGAAAAAGUUUUUAGAGUUAACUGUGAGUUGUCUCAAACAUGUUCUUUCUACUCUCAUUCUGUUUAUGCGGUCUUCUGAUGCGAGGUGAGGCACAGGACAGAGCUACUCUGUGGAGGGGAAAUGACCGAGGUGGGCGAUGCCACUACACCUUUACCGUUCCUAGCCCUGUUGAGUCCAGCUGCCCACAAAUUGGAGGUCCGGAGGUGGAAGGACUGAAGGCCAGACUCAACCUGCUGGAGGUCCUGGUGUCCCAGCUGAGUGGAGGGGAUUCUCGGCUCCCAGGGGUUCAACAAGGGUCUGGAGCCAGAGCUCAGUCUGAGCUGCAGGAGGCACUGAACCGGGCCGUUGGAGAGAGGAACCUGCUGCAGAGUGAAAAGGAGCGCCUAGAGAGGGAACUGAAUGGACUUCAGCUUCGAAUGGAGGAGAUGAGGAGGGAGACAGAGAGGCUGAGGAACAAACCCUGUCCUCAACAGACACCCAUGGUCCCACCCAGCCCCACUCUGCAGGACAGGGUCUCAAAAAGACCUGGUAGUGGGUUGAAUCCGAUGUCUCACCUCAUGACCAGACCCAGCAGGCAGGGAGACAGCAGCAAUUUGAGAGAUUCAGCAUGGCAGUAUGGAGCUCCGGGCUUUCAGGAGCUGAAAGCUGCGGUGACAGAGGUACCCGCUCCAGGUGGCAAUGAGGACAACACAGGAUGUGGGGAGCUUCUUUCAGUUGGUGAGCCAGUAACUCACAGGAAAGCUGAUAAUAUAGCGGGUAAAUAUGGUAUUUGGAUGCAAGACCCUGAGGCUGUUUCUCCUUAUGGACCCAGCAUGCUCUGGCGCAUUGAUGCCAUUGGCGCUGAGGUCAGGCAGAUGUUUGGGUAUGAGGACUUGGAGCAACUCUCUAAAGGCUUCCCAUCCAAGGUCCUGCUUCUGCCGGAGUUGUUAGAGAGCACUGGUGCCACUCUGUAUAGAGGCUCCCUGUAUUAUCAGAGACGCAACAGCCGCACUCUCAUCCGAUACGACCUGGCUUCUGAGAGCGUCGCAGCCCGCCGUGAACUUCCUCACGCUGGCUUCCACGGCCAGUUCCCAUACUCCUGGGGAGGCUACACCGACAUCGACUUGUCUGUGGACGAGAAUGGGCUGUGGGCCGUCUACUCCACCAAUAAGGCCAAGGGAGCAAUCGUUAUCUCACAGCUGGACCCAGAAAGCCUGGGGGUAAAGAAGAGCUGGGAAACCAACAUCAGGAAGAACUCUGUGGCCAACUCUUUCAUCAUCUGCGGCAAGCUGUACACCGUGGCUAGUUAUACAUCUCGUGAAACCACCAUCAACUAUAUGUACGACACCGAAACCAGCCAGGGGAAGAACCUGGCCAUCCCCUUCAAGAACAAGUACGGCUACAACAGCAUGAUCGACUACAGCCUGGCUCAGAGGAAGCUCUUUGGCUGGGACAACUUCCACAUAGUGUCCUAUGACGUCAGGCUUGGGCGCCAGCAGGCCAACUGAGGCCAGCACGAGAGUGACUGCUGAAAAGUGACAUUUGCUUGGCUGUUCCCGCUUCAAAGACUCACAGCUUUAGAGCAUGAGUGGCAGCAGUUGUUAGAAACCUAACACCUUCAGUAUCCAUGUGUAGAAGAGCCUAACUACCAAACUUAAAAGUGAGAUGAAAACAUCUGAGGAACAGUGUCCCAGGCAGGUCUGCUUUUUUCCUCCGAGGUGAGAGGAGCUUUGGCUGUGGUAUGGUCCACAAACAUGUUUUUAGAGGAAUUAUUUUUGUACCGCCUUUAAUCCAGAUGUAUAAUUUUGUUGUUUUCUUGUUAAGCUAUGUAUAUUUGAGGUUGAAAGAAAAGAACACAGAAUUUUUCUAUGUGGAAUUAAAAAAAUAUGACAAAAACUCCUGUGGUACUACAUACACCCUUUACAGUUGUUUCACCAGUCAACAUCUUUUAUCAAAUAAACUGCUCUCUUACUUACUGAAUAUUGCAUGUACUUGUACAAUGUAGUCAACAUAAUGAUGUAAUGUUCAAAAUCAUCAUGAAAUAAACCUGAAUUACAAAGUC